Cladocopium goreaui is the source of this 4893-nucleotide messenger RNA. NCBI's taxonomy places the organism in Eukaryota, Dinophyceae, Suessiales, Symbiodiniaceae. The record is from the annotation of a GenBank genome assembly.
AUGGCGGAUUCUCUGCUGCAUGCACCGCAUCCUCGACGUAGCGGCAUCGAAGCACCAGCCAUUGAUGGCGAUGGACAGGGAAUUGGCAUUGGUUUGGCCGCCACUGCACUUGGACGACUUCCAGCCGAAGCACCGGCAGGGACAUACAUGGGGCUCUCCCUGGGCCUCGGCAUGGAAACUAUAGUUGCGCCACAUGCGCUGGCACCUGUCUUCGCCUUCGGCGGUGGACAUGCCGCAGCUGCUUUCGCAGGCGCCUUUGGCAAUGACCUCUUCGGUGGGCAUGCCGCAGCAGCUUUCGCAGGUGCCUUUGGCAAUCUUCUCUUUGGUCUUGGCAUCAUCGGGUUCUCUGGCACUGCAGGGGUCUCUGGCAUCACAGGGUUCUCUACGCACGCUUCUGGAGGUUUUCCUGAUUCGGUCGCAGAGAAGCGGGCGGAUGGUGGCCUGGUUGAUGUCCAGAUCCCCGAUCCCGACGUGAACGUCAGCAGUGAGGUGACGGCCAGUGAAAGAGAAGCAAUCGAGAAGGAGUUAGUCGACCUUUCGGCCCGCAUGGCUCAGUUGUGGGACGGUCGAGCAAAGGCGGAGCAGUGGGACGAGGUCAAGUCUGACCUGUCGGUCUAUCGUAGCCCUCGCACUACUGUGCGUGGUGUUGCCCAUGAUUGCGUUCCAACAGGACCCCCCGUGAGUCUUCAACCGCAUUCGCUCAAGGGAGAGAGUGCUGCGUGGGUCGACGAGCGGCUUGAAGAAGAAGUUCAGCGGGGACAGCUGAUCCGAGGGGCGAGUCCUUGGGGAUCGCCUCCUUUUCCUACUAAGGAAGCACCCGCUCACAAGAAGUCCCGCAAGCGGCGGCUGGUGGUUGAUUAUCGGAAGGUUAAUGCGAGAGUCAAAAGAUCCACGUACUACUGCAGAAAGGCUACGGAUGUUUUGGCUCAGUGUAGCUGCUCUAUAUUCUUCUCUUUUGUGGACGCGGUGACCGGUUUCAACCAAAUAGAGAACACUCGAAGGGCCAUGGAAGUCCUGGCCAUCGUGGCCCGAUCAGGCAAGUUUCUGCCAGUGUGCUUGACGUUCGGACCCAUCAAUGGGCCGGAUGAUUUCUGCUAUGUUGUGGACAGGGCUUAUAUGACCGGUAGAGUUGUUGACGGAGUUAUGAUGUCUGAUGAAGAACACGAUGCCGAGAUCAAGGAAGCCAUGAAACGAACGCCAGUCGUAGUCGGCCAGCCGGCCUCAGAAGCCUUGGCUUUUGCGGCUAGAAGCGCGAGCAAGGACUUGAGGACCUUCGCUAGCUUCGCGGGACAGGUCUGCGUUUCGCGACCUGUCCGCGUGCUUCGGACUAUGGGCGGCGGGGGAGGCCGCCGCAACAAAGGCUGGGGAAAGCAGAAGGGAAAGCAAGCCCAGAGAGAUCCCCGCCACAACUGGGACGACUUGGAGUUCCUCAUGUUCAAGGCCCUUAGGCACGGGAGCUGCCGAUCGAAGUACGGCGUCCACAAGUUGCGAGGGAAACUCCAGCAGGAUGGCUGGGUGGAAGUCCGUGAAGUCGCAAGGGCCUUCGAAGUCCAAGAAAAGGAUAUCGUCGACCUAGUGGCCUGGGUGGAAAGCGAUGGUCGGAAGAAACGGCGGGCAGAGCUGAGCAGAGAUGGGAAGUUCAUCCGCGCCGGCCAGGGGCAUUCCGCUGACAGCGGGCUUACCCGCGAAGACUUCAAUGACGAUCUGCCGUUUGAUGACGACACCGUUCUCGUUCAUGGAACGUUCCGGGAUCGGGUAGUCUUGAUCGGCUAUGAUGGCCUGAAAGCAGGCGGAGGUGGAGACAUGACGGUCAACAGGCUGUUCUGUCAUUGGGCGGCAAAUGCAAUCGGCAAGGAAGGGCAAAAGUCAGGGGUCAGGAGCGGCACAGACGUCGCUGCCAUAACCACAGUGGGAACGUUACGAGCGCACCGAAUCGGAAUGCGGCUCGGUGGUGACAAUGUCGUCCUGACCGAUGAUGUGCCAAAGCUGCAGUGUAUCCUCCGCAUUAGUGUCUUUGACAGUGCGCUAGGAAAAGAGGGCGAGGUUCUCUGGACGCGAGACCGUGGGUUCACGCCUGCAGAGCUGCCCACAAGUGACUCUGAAUCGAGUUUGUCGAUCAGGGUCAUACGUGGUCCCGCGCAGAGCGCUCCAGUGGCUGGAGAAGGGGCCGCGUCGCCAUCUGCUCGUGAAGUGAAGCAGGAGACAUCAUCUGCUCGUGAAGUAAAGCAGGAGACCUCGACGGCGGUGAAGGAAGAAGAGUCUGCUUCCUCAGGAGGGGAGGAGUCCACUUCAUCGUCCAGCAGUAGCACUGAUGAGGAGAUCACUGUGGAAGAAGAGCCCCCUGCCAGUGCAAAGAAGGAAGUCGCCUCUCCGGAGAGUGGCGCAAAAAAGGAGGAGGACCUGCCGCGGGCCGGGUCUGCGUUUCCGCGAUCUGGCCGCGGAAUCCUCCCAGAGAACAAGGAUGAGACACCCGCGAAUAAACUGCGCGGGGAGAUGACGGCUGAAGAGCUCCGCGAAGUGUGGGCCGAGCCCCGACGGCAUCCGGGCCAACGGCUCAUAGAGACGACUCUGGCUGCUGCAGCUACUUCAGAGCUGACCUACCAGUAUGGGAGUGCCGGGGGACUGACCAGUCUGGUCGAAAAGCAGCAGGAGCGUCCGACAGCGGGCGGAGAAGAUGAGCUCCAACGCCGCCUCCGUGUGAUAGCCGGUAGCGCGACGGUGUCUGCGGCCGUGCGCAAAAGAUCAGGCAGAGAUGAGGCAGCCGGUGAGGCGCAAGACUAUGGCCGGGACGUUGCCGAGGCUUCUGCCGAAACCAGUGCGCGGCUUGCGGCGGCAAGAGCUUCGGGCCCAACGCGCGCACCCGUGCCUAACGCCGACAGCCGGUUUGCCGCGGGACUUCGGGCCGAAGAACCGGUCCGGAAACUCAAGAAGCAGUUGAGGUCGCGGCUCCGAGCAAAGGACCACCGGAAGGGAGUCCAGCUGGGAGAUGCCCAGCGCAGGCUGGCCGCACCGGCUGCCGCGGCUCCAAGGUUAGCAGUCGGGGCCGCGUGGAAUACAGAUGAUGGAUUAGGUGAACUCACCUACAAGGCAGGAAGUUGGGUCUGCAGGCUCUGCGGGACAGUUAGUCCUCCCGAUGCUAAUGAAUGCGUCGGUUGGGUCAGCGGGUCGCAGUGCACUGGCACAUACGACCGCGACUGCCGGCGUCUUGCGUCGGCUCGCCCCGCUCAGUCCGCAUUGCCUGCCGCAGAGAAAAGAAAAGCCAAGAGAGAAGCGGGGGUAACAAAGAUCGAACAGAUCCUUAAGGAUUCCUCGGAGGAGGAAGUUCGCCAGGAGUCGGAGGCCGUGAGGAAGGCCAACGAAGAGUUUCUGGCUCAGAAAAAGGCGCACAAACUCCGCGGCCACCGCAAGCGAGCCGAGAGGCGCCACAAGAGCGAGGGCCAUAAGAAAAGGGAGAGGGAGGAAGAGAUCGACCAAGAAGCGCCGGCGCUCUGGUUGGUCUGUGUCGCGGAAGGCUCGCAACAAGAAGGCCCAUGCGGACAAUGGCAAUGGGCUAUCGGCCAACAAGCUAUAGGGUUGGUCAUAGCCGCCUUUUUGGCCCCGGUUGUGCGAAAGGUUCAGAUCGAGAUAGAGGAAAUUGUGGAGACCAGUUCAGAAGCGUUCCAAGUGGUGAUCGCAGAAGGUAGAGAGGAAGUAGCAUCCUUCGUUGAGACUGGUUUUAGGAUCGGAAAGGUCGUGCUUGCCGUUUUGGCAUGUUGGUGGGUAUCUCGAAAAAUGGCAAAUGCCUGGGUCCAUAUGACCAAUGGCAACUCUAUGGAGCCCCGGCUGCUGAGCUUCGAUGGUACCUCUUCGACCUGGCAAGUGAGAGGAACGAAGAAAGAUCAUAGAGUCCGAGUCAGUGGCAACAGCUCUGGUUGCGCUUGCCGCCAAUACUUGGCCUCUGGGACGUGCGACCAUGUGGCGUCCGCAGUGGCGGCCCAUCGGAAGAUGGUCGGCGCCGGGUCAUCCUCGAGUGCUGCUGCUCGUGGCAUCGCGGCAAUGGGCGGAAGUGAGGAUCGGCCAAGGAAGUCCAUGGGUCUCGGCUUGGGGAGCUGUUUCCAAGGGCUUGUGGAAAAGGCGAAGACCCUGAAGGGCACAGAAGCUCCUUCGCAUACGAAUGCGAUUGAGGACGCCCAAGACUUCAAAAGAAAGGUCAUCAAGGAGUCCCUGAGUUUGGACAGCGGUCGAGGGAGCAACGUGGAUGAGCCAAUGACAGCUCUUGAAGCUGGAUCAGUUGCCAUUCCCCGACCUAAGGCCUUGAAGGAUAAGGCUGAGAGCGAUGAUAUGGACCGAUGCAGGGUCAAGUUCCUGCGUGACGCUGAAACCUUUGACUGGCUCGUCCAAGUCUUGGAGUCCGUGGGGAAGGGCGGCCGUGUGCUGGUUCGGGCUUACUCUUUUGAUCAGCCAGAUGUGAUCAAUAGCCUGAAACAAGCAACCGAGAGGGGUUGCCUGACGAUGGUCGUCGCAGAUCGCUCGCAAGCCGCUGGAAAGACCAAGACGCAGCUCCAGAUGCUGAAGGAACUGAGAUCGUCUGGUGUGCGAGUCAGGCUGACGGAAGGACUCAAUGUCAGUCAGGCCUAUGAACAGCACAAUAGGUCCGUGAGGCUGGGGCGCAAAUUGCGCGGCCUACAGCACGGGAAGUCUGCGUAUGUGCAGACCGACCGGGAGGAUCGGCGCUCUCCGGUUCAGUUGGUCGUGGGGAGCUGCAACCUUACGACCUCAUCGAAGGCCAACUAUGAGGCUGGGGUGGCGCUCGAGAUCUCUCAGGAGAGUGAAACAGCCAAGAAGUGGCUGCGCGCCUUCGAGGAAAUCUAUGAAGGAGGGAUCACGAUCGAAGAUCACGAAGGCGCGGCGUAA